AUUAGCAAUAGAAUCUUUGACCAAAAUGAGCACAAAUGAUGAAGAUAUUGAGAUUUGCAACUGUUCCAAAUUGCUGGGAUCUUGUUUGGAUAUUGUCACUCCAAAGAAUGAAAAAUUAAGUGCCUACUACAAAAGGAGUUUUGCCCAUUAUACAGUGAAGUCUCGAUUGCCAGUUAUACUAACUAAAUUAAUAGACAGUUUAGCAAGGAGUAAACAGGAUAUUCUAGAAAUUUAUGGGAAGGAGUCUUUGGAUGAACUCAAGACUGUUAUUGGUGAAAUAUCUAAACUAAAAUAUGAGCUGCAAACCAAUAAACAAGUUGCUAAAUUGGAAUCCAAUACACCUGAUGCCAAGGCAUACAACAUCUUCAUUAAGAAAUCCCUGGACCAAAACUGCCAAUGCUCAUAUUAUAAUGUCAUUUGGUUAUUUGCUGAAUGCUUUAUGUAUCGCCGAAUUUUUGAGAUUUUCAUAAAAACGGAUUACUUGCAGGAAUUUGAUUACUUUGCUAAGUACAAGCAGUCUGCAUUUGAGAGUACACAACCUCUCAUGAGUGUUUUAGGAGGAAAACUGAUUGAACUAACUGCUGGUAUAACACCUGAGUCUCCAGCAAUGGAUAGAGAUGGUUUAAAAAGCAAAUUUGUAACACUUCUGAAGCUAAAUCUUUGGGGCAAUAAAUGUGAUUUGUCUCUAUCACUAGGAAAGAAUGAAGAAUCACAGACCAGUUUUGUUGAUGACUUGGGAGUUAUGGAUACAAAUAUACUAUGUGAUCAGUCUGAUGAGAUCUAUGCUGCACUCUGCAGAGACACCAUGUUUGAAGUAAUUGAUUUUGUCUGUGACAAUGCUGGCUAUGAACUAUUUACUGAUUUUUGUUUGGCUGACUUCUUGAUAACCCACCAAUAUGCAAGGCAAAUUCGCUUCUUUGUGAAACAGAUCCCAUGGUUUAUUUCGGAUGUUAUGCCCCGGGAUAUUUCCUGGAUCUUGGAAACACUUGCAAAUUCCGAAGAUAAGAACUUGAGAAAUUUAAGCGAAAAAUGGUUAAGAUAUUUUGAUACUAAGUUGUGGGUUGUGGAGGAAUCGUAUUUCUGGACCACCUAUUUACCCUUUUCGCAAAUGUUAGAGAACGACGAGCAGCUAUAUAAAAAAUUGUCUAGAUCAAAGUGUACAUUUUAUAAGGGUGAUUUAAAUUAUCGUAAGUUAUUGGGCGACAGAAACUGGGAUCCGGUGACUCCAUUCGAAGAUGCUCUUGAGGGCUACCAUCCAAGUAGAUUGUGUUCUCUGAGAACACUUAAAGCUGAUUUAAUUUGUGGCUUGAGAGAAGGUUUGGCACAGGAAAUGGAGGAGAAGGAUCCAGAAUGGCUUACUUCAGGCGAAUAUGGCGUUAUUCAAUAUUCUGACAAAGUUACGAGAGUUUAACAUACAAAUUUUCAACAUAUCUAAUUCGCAAUACUACAUUUGUAUUCUCCAAAGAAUAAAUAAAAUCCCCUUUUCAAUCUAGCAAA
Dalotia coriaria is the source of this 1497-nucleotide messenger RNA. Its product is annotated as damage-control phosphatase ARMT1-like. Gene Ontology annotation, cellular component: nucleus. Bases 26 to 1411 code for a protein of 461 amino acids. Gene Ontology annotation, biological process: DNA damage response. The record is from RefSeq and is a predicted model, not a curated record. Gene Ontology annotation, molecular function: phosphatase activity. Lineage: Eukaryota; Metazoa; Arthropoda; Insecta; Coleoptera; Staphylinidae. The transcript has 4 exons.